Messenger RNA from Chiloscyllium plagiosum (whitespotted bambooshark), 9424 nucleotides. RefSeq names its product autophagy related 2B (gene atg2b). Gene Ontology annotation, cellular component: phagophore; phagophore assembly site. Gene Ontology annotation, molecular function: protein-membrane adaptor activity; phosphatidylinositol-3-phosphate binding. Gene Ontology annotation, biological process: autophagy of mitochondrion; glycophagy; autophagosome assembly. The record is from RefSeq and is a predicted model, not a curated record. NCBI's taxonomy places the organism in Eukaryota, Metazoa, Chordata, Chondrichthyes, Orectolobiformes, Hemiscylliidae.
UAGUGUGUUGUCAGCAGUGCUGUGUACGGGGUUACGUCAGCUGCUGACUGAGAGGGCUUUGAGAAAGACGGGCCUAGCUGUCGCUGAGGCCUGUGAACAGCUUGGAGUCACCCUGCCUGUCUGCAUUCUGUCUUGUUGUGGAGUAACAGCUGAGACUGUAAACCGCUAUAAAUCCUGAGGAUAAAUAUUCAGGGAGGAAAGCUGAGAGAGUGAGGGUGAUGGGUACAAUAUGGAGACAGUAGUAUUGAGUUGUAGCGUAAAUAGUGAGGGGUUAAAUUGAGGGAGUCGUAUUGGGAGUUAAUUUUGAGGGGGAAUGGUAAAUAUUGGGGAGUGCAAUAGUAUGAGUAGAUUUUGAGGCAAAACACUGGAGGGGGUGAAUUCUGAGGGACAAAUGAUAUACUUGAGGGUAAUGAAUCAGCAAGAGGGAGUAAAUACUGAUGAAAAAGGACAAGGAUGAAUUGUUGAGGGAAUGGGAAAAUACAAGAGAAUUCAUAGAAACUGUUAAAUGUAGGGAACGCUAGGGAAGAGAAUUGAGUUACUGUGUAAAUAUAAGGUUUAGAGUGGUGAUGAGUGCAGUGUGACAGUUAUAAAGUAAGGGAAUGCUGAUACAUUAAUCCGUCAAUUAAUAGGCUAAAACGCAAAUCAAAGCAGUGGAGGAGAUCAGGACUAGAGGGAGACGGGACCAGGAUAAUUCUGACAGGACCCAAAUAAUUGUUGAUGGGUUGAAGUCGAGAUGCCUUGGCCUUUCUCUGAAUCGAUUAAGAAGAGGGCAUGCAGGUACUUGCUGCACCGAUAUUUGGACCACUUCCUGGAGGAGAAGUUGAGUCUGGAGCAGCUGAGUGUGGAUCUCUACCAGGGAACAGGCUCCCUUGCACAGGUUCCACUGGACAAAUCGUCCCUAAAUGAAAUCCUGGAGUCACUUGAUGCACCUUUGGAAAUAAUUGAAGGAUUUAUCCAAAACAUUUCUGUUUCGAUACCAUGGGCAUCACUCCUGCAGGAAAACUGUGCAGUGGAGAUACGGGGAUUGGAGAUGGUCUUUCGACCCAAGCCUCGGAUAGUGUCUGGUUCGGAGCCAAUGUACUGGUCCAGCUUUAUGACAGACAGUAUGCAGCUGGCCAAAGAGUGCCUGAGUCAGAGAUUGACAGAUGAUCAAGCUGAUGGACCGCAGCCGUUUGAAGGGCUUGAGAAAUUUGCAGAAACCAUUGAAACAGUUUUAAGAAGAGUCAAGCUUACGUUUCUAGAAACUGUCCUCAGGAUUGAGCAUGUCCCAGAGAACUCAAAAACUGGGAUUGCCCUGGAGGUUCGAAUACAGAGAAUUGAGUACCGUGAUGAAUCAGCAAAUGAGAGUCCAGAUAUUAACAUUCAUCAUCCCACAGCUUUUGCCCAAAAGAAUCUGCAGCUGUGCGGGAUCACAUUGUCUUGGCAUGAAUUCCCUGAAAGUGCGAAAACAUCACCCAGAACUUCACCAAUGCAGGAAAUGGAACCAAAGCUGUCUCCAAGCUGGAACCCAAAAAUAGUUUCAGAGCCUCACCCACAAUUCACAAGGAAGGCUUCCGAUGCUGUUCUCUUCGAUCCAGUCCAGAUUGGGAGCUGUGAAGGGGAAGUGGUACUAAAACUCACGUUGAACCAGAAUGAAGCACUUCCAGUGGCCAAGCUGGAUGUGGAGGGACAGAUCGAGUCUGUCAAUUUCUUCCUGUCUCCGCGACAGGUUCACCUCCUGUUGGAUAUGCUGAGCACCAUUCUACUGCCAGGGUGUGCCGAGGCAACAACUGUUCCUUCAAAGAGCCGGAGAAAUCGGCCAAUGCAGCAGGAGGAUCAAUAUCUGAUUCAAAUGGAACUCAACCGAUACAUGCAGAAGGAAAAGGGUUCCCCUGGCAUCUCAGCAGAGCAAAGCUAUUACGAGACAGAAACUGUUCGAACAACUUCAAGCAGAGCAGAAGAUGAUGUCUUCUUCUCAAUGGCAGACAUGGAAAUGUCAAACAGUAUGGCAUCUCUUCCACCCCUCGGAGAGCCAACAAUUGAUAUGGAGUUAUCAUUGAGCAGCACACAUGCCAACUCAACCGGCAGCUCUCCACAGAGCACACCAGGGUUUUCGACGUCAUGGGAUGAUUACCUGGAUCACUCUGGGCAAGGUGGCCGAAUGGUACGGGAGUCGGCAUUUAAUUCGAAAGAAUUACCAAUAACACAGAGACCUCUCCGACCCAGCAGUCUACAUUCCAAAUCGCAUUCCAAUGAUGAAUCCAGACCUCAGAUUGUUAUCCGGCUGAUUGUUGACAGUCUUUCCAUAUCAGUGCUGCACAUUGAUCCACUGCCACCACCUGAGAGCCCAUUGCAUCUUGAUCCUCUGAGCAGGAUGGCGUCCCAUUUCUUUGAGCAGUUGAAGACCCUCGAUCUGCCUUCAUUCCUUACAGGGGAUUUCAAUACCCUCCGACCCAAGUUUGCUGCAGCUUGUCCUCAUGACCAUCUCAGGUUCUUUGCAACUGGCAUCAAGCUGAGCUAUGAACAACGACGGGGCACCAGUUCUCGAAGUUUAAACACAGAUGUCAGCAUUAAUUGGAUGGAACUACUAGAAUGUCUCUUCCCUACGGAUUCAUUGACUGUCAUACCUCAAUAUACAGAGCUGAUUACUUUUCAGUCAGAGAGUGAAACUGGAGCUCAUCCCACACCUUUAGUACAGCUUCACUAUAAGCAUAUCGACCGAAGAGGAGUUCAGGGCAGCCAAGGGAGACUAACAGCAGUGCCACAAAAGGCAGACCUACAGAUUGAGCUAGGCCUGGUUCAGUCAGAAUUGGACAUUAGCAUUGUGGACAGGCUCAACUCGUUACUGCAGCCUCAGAAACUUGCUACGGCAGAAAUGAUGGCAUCACACAUGUACACCUCCUUUAACAAACAUGUCAGUUUGCAGAGAGCCUUCACUGAAGUUUUCCGUGAUGAUUCUGCCUCGCCUGCUAACCAGCGGACAUCUGUACAGCUCACCACAGCUUUGUUCAAGCUGGCUAUCCGCUUCCCAAUCCCAGACCUUCGAUCUGACCAGGAAAGAGGACCCUGGUUCAAGAAAUCGCUACAAAAGGAGAUUCUGCACUUGGAAUUCAGCGAGGCAGAAUUUAAGACUGAGUUAUUUGGGAGUUUAUCCCAUGAGCAGCUCAAGUUGGAGCUCACUUUCAAAGAACUGCUUGGUAAAUUCCAGGAAGAUCCUGCAACACCACCUUUCACCUUUUUUAAAGUGUCAUAUGGUGCUGAUGGAGACAUGUCAACUUCCGACAGCGGGAAGUUUGAUUGGCCAAGGGUUGUAUUGAAGGUGAAUCCGACAGUGGUGCAUUCCAUCUUGGAGCGAAUAACGACAGAGGAAGAGGAACCUGGCAGUCACUUACUGGAAGACGAAGAAGGUGGGAGCCAUUCCCUGAAGGACGUUUGUGAUUUGGGAAAGCAAGAGCCAUCACCUUUUUCUUCACGAAGAGUCAUGUAUGAAAAUGAAGAGAUGGUGAUGCCAGGGGAUCAAUUCGAAAUGGGUCAAUUCCAGGAUAAAACCAUAAGCACGUCCCACUACGUACUGGAACUGAUGUUACCUAAUGUCAACCUUACUCUGCCAAACAAAGCGUUCUAUGAGAAGGUGUAUAACAGAAUAAAUAAUGAUUUGUUACUAUGGGAGCCUGCUGCCCCAUCUCCUGUCGAGACUGUUGAGAACAUUACUUACGGGGUUGGACUGUCUGUAGCCAGCCAGUUAAUCAACGCAUUCAACAAAGAGAAUCUCCCUCAACUCAAGUCAACACUCCUCCUCCAGGACGAUGACGAGAGUGGUUCUGAUGAAGAGACUCUGCAGUUUUGCCCUAGUACUGACCCUGCCCACCGUUCACGUCGUAAAAAGAAAGUUGAACAACCGAACAAGAAUUGCCAGAGCUUUCUGUCGAUCCUUCUUAAUGUGUCACAUGGGCUUGUGAGCAUAUACACUGAUACCAAGAGUGAAGAUGGCACGCUGUUAGCUGGGAAGCAUGGUGAAUUCUGGCUGGAGAUUGAAAAUGGAAGCUUAUUCACUGUGGGGAAGUAUCAAGGCUGUGAUGGUCAGCAUUAUUUCUGUCUCCAAACAAGCAAAGUCUUCCUUUGUCACCAAGGAGUAGUUGAGGAUGUAUGUGCCCCUGGUGAUAUAAAGCUCCCCAGCAAGUCUCUGCCUCCUUGGGUUGAACCUACCAUCUACAAGUCUGAGGAGGGUGCUCUGACCAAGCAGGCUGCUGCACCAGUGGGAGUUGGUGUAGAAAGUCCAAACAUGCUCUCCAUCGCAGUGAAAGUACAUCACAACAGAAAUGAGAGCAACAUGAAGGAGAUCCUGGUGGCUGUCGGGUUGCGUGGGGCCACCCUCCAGCAUCGCAAUGUGCCUCCAGGGCAGAGUUGGUAUGAGCAGUUUGUGGAUUUUCUGAAUAUUGCUGAUGAACCAGUUUUGGGUUAUGCUCAUCCAGCAAAUGAAACUACCUUUCACCUGCAUCUCUGGAGUUGUGCCCUGGACUACAGGCCACAAUAUUUACCAGUUAGAGCACUAGUCACUGUUGAAACCUUUACAAUAUCCAGUAACAUUGUUCUGGACAAGUAUUGCUCCACUCUCAGAAUUAUUAUUGAUGAUGCUGCAUUGUACUUGUCUGAAAAAUGUCAUCUAUCUGCAGUAAAUUUAAAGAAAGAUUACGUGCGUGUCCUGGACAUGGGGUUACUGGAAUUCCAAAUAACUGCAUCAAAGCAGACUGCAGAAGCAGAGAGGCCCCGGUUUGAGCUUCGAUGCGCAAGUGACGUCAUCCAUAUCCGGACGUGUUCUGAUUCUUGUGCUGCCCUUAUGAAUCUCAUCCAGUAUGUGGCGAGUUACGGCGACCUACAUCCACCUUGCAAAUUCCAGGCCGCUGCAGGAACAGCAGCUCAGAGAAGCAGGGCUGGUUCAGGUGACAGUGCUCCCUGCCGAACCUCCGGCCUUGCUGAAGCCGAGCAAAAGCUCUUACGGGACCUGAUGAUCGAUGCGAUGGAAGAGAUGGAUAUCGCACCGUCUUCGCCUCCUACUACUCAAGCCUCACAGCACUCAAAUGGGAUCUACGAUGACCUCAUUCACGAGCGUGAGCCAGCUCGGUCUGACCUGUUUCUGUUCCCCGAUGAGAGUGGAAGUUCUUCACAAGAACACAGCCCAAGUUCCACCAUGAUCUUCCCGGAACAUCAUGCAGUCUACCCCACCUUCCCCAGUGAGCAACCUGAGAGUGAGGAUUUCUGUAUCCUGGAGGCACCAAAAAUGGCGAUCAUGAGAGAGACUGAGCCUGUCGUGAGGAUGUUGAAUUCCGGACCGAUCCUCAUCAAAGAUGACUACUUCUCACAACCAGUGAAGAAGCUGGACACAAGCAAAUCACCACUGCACCUUCCAGUCCCUGAGAUCCGAUAUGUGGUGAAGGAGAUCUCGGUUGUCUGGCACCUUUAUGGAGGAAGGGACUUCGGAACUGCCCUGUCUGCACGUUCUCCUGUGAAAAGCAUAACACCUAAAUCUGCUUCCAGCUCCUGUCAAGGCUCGCCAUCUCAGUCGUCAGCCCGCCAUGGCCGUUCUGCCCGGCGUAUUCAGGGUGGACCAGGGAGGAAUCAUGAUGUCCUGAUGGAGAUUCAGUUCAGCAAGGUGAAAUUUCAGCACGAAGUGUACCCUCAGACAGAUUUUCAUGAAGAUCCAAGUUCAGCAGAGCGUCCCAUUUCACGACAAGUCUUUAUCGUUCAAGAUCUUGAGAUCAGAGACCGUCUUGCCACAUCCCAGAUGAACAAAUUCCUCUACUUGUAUUCGAGCAAAGAAUUCCCAAGAAAGGCUCAUUCUAAUAUGCUAACUAUUAAGGCAUUACACGUGAGUCCAGAUUCCACUCAGAUGCCUCGUGAGUGCUGUUUACGCAUCACACUAAUGCCCCUUCGAUUAAACAUCGAUCAGGAUGCACUGUUUUUCUUGAAGGACUAUUUUACCAGCCUGGCUACCGAGGUAGAGCUGUUAAUUCCUCCAGAUCCUAUACAAGAGGUGAGAAAAACUCCUGGAACUGACACCAGCAGCAGCCUUUCCAAAAAUGGAACCACUGCUGCAGACCAUGGCCCCAUUAUUACUCUGCCGGGUCACAGCAAACACAGGCCGGAUCCUUUAACUGCUGCUAGCAGGGUGCCAGUCAGCGAGCCAGAGGCUGUCUCAGUGCCAUUCAGGGAUCAGCCAAUCUUCUUCCGGGAAUUUCGCUUCACAUCAGAAGUGCCAAUCCGACUGGAUUACCAUGGCAAGCACAUGUCCAUGGAUCAAGGUACCUUAGCAGGGAUCCUAAUUGGACUGGCCCAACUGAACUGCUCGGAGUUGAAGUUGAAGAGGUUGUGUUACAGACAUGGAUUGCUGGGAGUGGACAAGCUCAUCUCCUAUGCAUUGAAUGAGUGGCUGACUGACAUCAAGAAAAAUCAGCUGCCCGGUAUUCUCGGCGGUGUGGGACCCAUGCAUUCCUUGGUGCAAUUAGUUCAAGGACUGAAGGAUCUGGUCUGGCUGCCCAUAGAGCAGUAUCGCCGGGAUGGCCGCAUUGUGAGAGGCCUCCAACGCGGAGCAGCCUCGUUCGGAACCUCCACUGCUAUGGCUGCAUUAGAGCUGACAAAUCGCCUUGUACAGACCAUACAGGCAGCAGCAGAGACGGCCUAUGACAUGGUUUCCCCAGGCACGACUACACCCGGUUUGAUGAGGACCAAGCGUAUCUCUCAACACCGAUUGGCCCAUCAACCUGUUGAUUUGCGGGAAGGAGUCGCUAAGGCAUACGAUGUAGUAAAAGAGGGGUUCACGGACACAGCUCACAUGAUCUACGAGACUGCAGCACGGGAGCAUGAGCAGAGGGGUAUGACUGGAGCAGUGGGAGGUGUCUUGCGGCAAAUCCCACCAGCUGUGGUGAAGCCACUCAUCGUUGCAACGGAGGCUACCUCCAAUGUGCUCGGUGGGAUGCGAAACCAGAUUCAGCCAGAUGCCCGUCAGGAAGAGUCCCAGAAGUGGCGUCUUAGCGACCAGUAAUUGUCAAAGCAAAUAUCAGCUUCCCGGGAAAGGACAGAAAUGUUCAUGAAGCUUUGAACUCCCAAUGCUGGGAACCAACCAGGAUUCACUACACAUUACACUUUCCUGCCUGUAUAUUUUGGUCUCACUUUGUUCAGUGAAGUAAAAAAUACAACAGACAGUAUCCUUCAGGUGAGCUGAUAAUUUGACUGAUCUGAUGCUGCAUAGAAUAUUCACCCAAUGUAUUUUAGAGAUGGCAUGGAGAUAUAUUUUUCAAAAACAGAAGCGUGUGAAUAGUGUGACUGCCUCAGCGAGGAUUCUGCUGCUCAUCUCAGUUUGGCAAGGUCAUGGGAUUGAGACCGUUGUUGCUUGGAUGCACUGCAGAUUGUAACCCAUCAGCUCUAAGAGUAAUCUUGUAGAUUCUUAAUUUUAUUGUUUCCAAAGCAAGGGUGAUAAUCAUUCUGUCAUCCUGACUGACAUAACUUGUAACUGACAAGCCGAUCCAACCCCCGAAACCCAGAACUUGCUUCUGCGCCUGCAACUUUCCAUGAUGCCAAGCCCAUUGCUCAAGCCUUUAAUGACUAAACAUAAUAUACUUUCUUUAGCUGUGCACUGACUAUCUUGACAAUUGCUUGCUGAGACCUUUGCCAGAAAUAAUUUGGUUUAAUUCAAAGGGAUAUAGUACAUUCCCAGUUUUUAUUUCUUUUCUAGUGGGCCAGCCUAAUAUUGUGUGCCCCAGUGCUGCAGUGACAGGACAGAUCCAGCACAUCGAAAAGAUAAGUAACCGAAGCCACACAGCUCAUGCAGCUCUGGUAUCAGUAGAAGCUUAGCUCCAGCUUGCCUGAACAUCCUCUUGGAUGGGAAAUAGUUUCAGCUUUUGUGAAAAUUAAAAAGGGGUAUGUUUACUUUGGAGGUGGAAGGGGUUGGCAGGGAAAGGAAAUGAGUGGAGGGACAUUUGACUGUCCAAUACCUAUCUGUGCAAAACAUUCUGGUUCUCCUGUUGAAAUGUUGCAUCCCCAAUAUUCUGCAAUAAUUAUCUUCAAUCUGCUGUGGAAACAUUUAAUCCCCCAAAUUAUGGAAGAAAACAAACAGCCAUUUUGAUUAAUUGUAUCCCAGGGCUAAAUUCAUAUCGGACUAUGCAGGCAAUCAAACCCAAUAAUUCUGGAUAAAAGAAAUGUACUCGGUAUUUCAAGGUUCACCCCCCACGCACGCACUAGAACAAAAACGUGCAAACUCCUGCAGCAUAUGCAGCAGAAAGAGAACUUGCAGUUUUUUGGGAGGGCAGGGAGUGGAGAUUUGACUUUCCUGUAAGAGCUGGUGUAAAUGAUGUUGGUGUUCCAGGGCGUUGACAUCCUAAAACCUAAUUUCAAAUUCUUCUAGUUUGAGUGUAAAACCACAUUACAUUAAAAACCCACAGAUAUCAGCAAGCUACAGCAUCUUGCUCCCGCCCUUAACCAUUUACACUUAGAUGAACCCCAUUGAAUGGAGAUGAAGAAAAACAGCCCAGUUAUGAAUGGGCUAAUAACAGGAUACUCAGAUGAAUAUUACUUCAUAACUACAGUGCAGAGAACACUUCCUGCUUUUCAAUCUUAUCAUUUUGAGUGGGAGAGAGGAAGAUUUUUUUCUAUUAUUAUUUGGGUUUUUUUGUUGGUGCUAUCACUUUUCUUCAGCCAAUGUUGAGUUGAAAAAGAAAUGAACGUUAAGUGGCAAGUGGUGAGCACAGCUUGCUAUAUAGACCUGCACCUCCAACCUCAGAGGGGCCCCAGCUCAGUUAUUAUUGUGUUCAGUCUUUCUCGCUUUUUACUCUUGCUCUCAAAAAUAAGGCGGGGGCGCUGUUGUUUGGAAGGAUAGAUGCAACAAUCUUACUGCCCAUACUUGUGAUCUUAAGUAUUGUUUUUAAAAAUUAUUGGGCAAAAGUAUAAUAUAGACAGCACAGGAUAGAGUUCUAAACCACCUCCUCAUUCCUUGUUACUGAGAGAAUUUAAAAAAUAUAGUCAAUAAGAAUUAGAAAUGUGACUAAAUGCCCAAAACUUGUGUAUAAUUCUUGCUUUUUGACACUUGCACUUAAAAAUUAAGUUCCUUGUAACAUCACUGUUGUCUAUGGGUACAGCUGCACUAUGCAGUAGGAUUGUUACAAUAUUUUUGAUGCUUUGUAUAAUUUAAUUUUCUUUGUACAGCGGAAUUUUAAAAACCUAGCAUUUUUGUGAGUUUAUUUAGAAUUCUGUAACUGUGACAACUGUUUAAAUAUUUUGAAUAAUAUUGUUGCUGUGGUUGUAUCAUAGCGUUUGUUAAGAAGGAAUAUACCAUAGGCAAUGAACUUAAAGGGAAAAAAUAAAUAAUACAGUCUUGUGUAUAAUUGUACAUGUAUAUUAUCCUGCUUUGUCUGUUGGCUACCAUGGUGAUGGAUUAAAUUUAUACUGCGUUGAC